AUGAAGUAUACAAUUUCAACGUGGAUUAAUGAAUCUAAUGAAGAUUUGGAAAUCGAAGAAGUUCAAAGUAAAUUUGAAGUUAAACGUAUUUCUAGAAAGAAAAAAAUGGCAAGUUAUGAAGCUACUGGUGAUACUAUCAUGAAUGUUGAAAAAAAGUUUACUGUCGAUGCAUAUAACAGAGUGUUUGAUACAAUUAUACAAAGUAUGGAAAACCGAUUUACAAAUGAUAAAGAAAUACUUCUUGAUUUAACAUUAUUAUCACCUGUUCAUAUUGAUUCAUUUGUGAACAGACUACCUAAAAAUGCUUUUGCCAAAUCAGCUGUAAACUUAAAACCAUAUUUUGAUGAAGACAAUAAAAAUGAGAUAAAAUAUAAACUGUGUGAAGAAAUUUUAAGUUUUUCAAAAUCUUGGAAAAAUUUAAAGAAAUCUGUAGAUGAUGAAUAUAUUGGAGAACUGUACAUAAAUAGUGACACAGAAAAUGAAGAUGAGGAUAGAGACAUAUCAAAACUAUGUAAGACAUGUAAAAACUGUAGCAUUUGUUGUUAUAAUGUUUUGAUUAAGUAUAAUCUUUACUCUAAUGCUUAUCCUCCAUUAGCCAUUGCACAUCAGUAUUUACAAACUUUGCCGGUAACCCGAGUGGCCUGUGAAAGGUCAUUUUCUACUUUGAAACGUGUAAACAACCGUUUGAGAAGUUCAAUGACAACCGAACACUUAGAGUCAUUCGUGUUGGCGGCGAUUGCAAAACAGAUUCUCCGCAGUUUAGACAACGAUAUGAUUGUUAAUAAAGCGUGUGACAAAUCCAAAUUGUUUUCUAAACUACUCUUAUGA
Molecule: messenger RNA, 828 nt
Organism: Cinara cedri
Lineage: Eukaryota; Metazoa; Arthropoda; Insecta; Hemiptera; Aphididae
Source: the annotation of a GenBank genome assembly